AUGCAGCCGCUUCUCCCACUGGUGAUCUCAGAAAACCAGUCCACUUUUGUCCAGGGAAGAGCCAUAUCGGAUAACGUUCUCAUUACACACGAAGUCCUCUACUAUCUCAAGACGUCCAAGGCGAAAAAGCGAAUCUCAAUGGCGGUGAAAACUGACAUGAGCAAGGCUUAUGAUAGACUUGAGUGGGAAUUCAUACAGAGAGUGCUGUUGCGGUUGGGGUUCCACGCAACAUGGGUGCAAUGGAUCAUGGCCUGUAUUACUUCUGUUACUUACGCCUUCCUCAUCAACGGCUCGUAUAGAGGAAGAGUUAAACCGAGUAGGGUAAUCCGCCAAGGAGACCCGCUAUCACCUUACAUAUUCAUUAUAUGUAGUGAAGUUCUCUCGGGGCUAUGUAACAAAGCUCAAUCACAAGGCAUAUUAGAAGGCAUCAAGGUGGCAAAAGGAUGUCCUCGCAUCAACCACCUCCUCUUCGCCGAUGAUACGAUGUUCUUCGUCAAGUACGAACUAGCCUCAGGCCAAACGAUAAAUGCCAACAAGUCUUCGGUUACUUUCUCGGCCAAAACCCCAUACGCUUUCAAGACGAUCAUCAAGGAGAAGCUCCAAAUCCAAAGAGAAGGCGGUGUUGGGAAGUACCUCGGACUACCAGAGCAAUUCGGACUACGGAAAAAAGAUUUGUUUGCGUCCAUAGUUGAGAGGAUCAAACAGAAAGCAAAGGGGUGGUCGAAUCGUUUCCUAUCAACUGCCGGAAAGCUCACGAUGCUGAAGAGCGUGCUUACUCUGGUUCCGUCCUUUGCGAUGACAUGUUUCAAACUUCCUCAAUCUCUAUGCAAAAGAAUCCAAUCUGCACUCACGAGGUUCUUUUGGGACGGUAAGGAUGAAACCCGCAAAAUGGCAUGGGUCUCGUGGUCGACGAUGACCAAACACGCAGCGCAAGGGGGCUUAGGACUCCGAGACAUACAAUGCUACAACGAUGCUUUCCUAGCUAAACUGAGCUGGCGACUUACCCAACACCCAAAAAGCCUCAUGGGGCGGGUCCUUCUGGGUAAGUAUUGCACCACAGAGAGCUUCUUAGACGUUGCAGACAAAACUACUGAAUUUCAUGGAUGGCGUGGAAUUUUGAUUGGCCGGGAUCUGUUAAAGACAAGCACUGGAUGGGCAGUGGACGACGGUAGCUCAAUUGAGGUCUGGAAUGAGGACUGGUUGAGCUCUACCCAACAACUCCGACCGAUGGGACCGGCUACGGAACAACUGAGAGGGCUGAAAGUUGCGGAGCUUAUCGACCAAAAUAGAGGGGAUUGGGACAGAGAAAAGAUCCAGAACAUCAUCCCCCACUGCGAAGAGCAAAUCCUAAACAUCAAACUCAGCAAAGAGGGCGUACCAGAUAAGAUCAUCUGGCUCAAAAACAUCACAUGGGAUUAUACAACAAAGUCUCGGUACUGGACAGCCGUUGAACUUAUGGAGCGAAACGCGGGAACCCCUCAACAGAUGAAUUUCGACUGGACAAAAGGGGUUUGGAAACUUCAUGUGGCACCAAAGAUCAAACUCUUCUUAUGGAAGACCUUCCAAGGCGCCUUACCAGUGGGAGAACGGCUCGCGGCCAGGAACAUUGCAGUCGACACAAAGUGCAAGAGAUGUGGCCAAACUGAAUCUAUCCAUCAUCUAUUUUUUCAAUGUGAGUUUGCAAAGAGAGUGUGGGAUUUUGCUCCUUUCACCUCACCUAUGGAUAGCAGCGGAUUGAUAGAUUUAGCUAUUAACUGGCUGAACCUGGUGGAUUUAAAAUGCUUACCCCCGACCGGGAUUCCGUCGGAGGGACUCACACCUUGGAUUAUGUGGUCGAUCUGGAUUGCAAGAAACAACCUUCUGUUUAACCAGAAGGCCUCCUCGCCGGAAGAUGUGAUAUCCCGAGCAAUCUCCUCUGCGCGGGAAUGGCUGGAAGCUCAAGAACCACCUACGAAAGGGCAAGGACAACACGUUGAAGUAGAGCUACCACUGACGAAUUGCUACAAGGUUCAGACAGAUGCAGCAUGGCGAGAAGACUUAAGAGGCGCAGGACUAGGCUGGACUAUCACCAAAAAUGCGGAACGCUCAGACUUUGGAGCUCACUGCUUCUAUGUCUCAUCACCUCUGAUCGCCGAAGCACUCGCGCUAAGGGAAGCUCUAUGCAAAUGCAAGGAACUGAACCUGCAACGCUUUAUCUGUGAAACUGACUCAACGCAGCUGAUAUAA
Messenger RNA from Brassica napus (rape), 2226 nucleotides. RefSeq lists its product as uncharacterized. The coding region runs from base 1 to 2226 and encodes 741 amino acids. The transcript is spliced from 2 exons. The record is from RefSeq and is a predicted model, not a curated record. Lineage: Eukaryota; Viridiplantae; Streptophyta; Magnoliopsida; Brassicales; Brassicaceae. Gene Ontology annotation, molecular function: RNA-DNA hybrid ribonuclease activity; nucleic acid binding.